Molecule: messenger RNA, 4883 nt
Organism: Quercus lobata
Lineage: Eukaryota; Viridiplantae; Streptophyta; Magnoliopsida; Fagales; Fagaceae
Product: putative disease resistance protein RGA4
Exons: 10
Coding region: 117-3587 (1156 amino acids)
Molecular function (GO): ADP binding
Source: RefSeq, a predicted model, not a curated record
UAAAACUUGAUUCUUCUUCACAGCACUAUUACCUUCACCAACACGUUGGAGCACUUCAAGCCCAUCCUCUAGCUUUCGUCUCGCUCUUCUAAGUUCCUUUUGCACACUACAAAGAAAUGGCCGAAGGAAUGCUCCUUGCCGUUGCACAAAAAAUCAUUGAAGAUUUGGGCUCUUGGGCUUUCCAAGAGAUCGGAUCGCUUUGGGAUGUCGAAGCUGAACUUGAAAACAUCAAGAACACUGUUUCCACGAUUCAAGCUGUACUUCGGGAUGCAGCAGAGCAGCAGACUCAUAGCCAUCAAGUCAAGGACUGGCUCGAAAAGCUCAAGGACGCAGUUUAUGAAGCAGAUGACUUGCUGGGUGAGUUCUACACUGAAGCUUUACAACAAGGAGGGAUAAGUGGGAAUAUUGCAAAAAAGGUACGCGGUUUCUUUUCAACUUCAAACCCACUUGUUUUACGUCGAGAGAUGAGUCGUAAAAUAAUUGCAAUGAAGCAGAAACUAAAUGCAAUAGCGGAAGAUAGGAAAAUGUUUCACUUAAAAGAAUACAAUGUAGGGCCACCUGUGAGUAUGGAAAGGGAAGAAACUCACUCAUUUGUGCUUGGUGAAAAAGUUAUUGGGAGAGAAGAUGAUAAAAAGGCCAUCAUAAAACUGUUGUUGGAGCCUAAUAAUGAAGAGAAUGUUUCAAUUGUUCCUAUAGUGGGGAUUGGUGGGUUAGGAAAAACCACACUUGCUCAAUUUGUAUACAAUGACAAGAACAUCCAAGAACAUUUUGAGCUAAAAAUGUGGAUAUGUAUAUCUGAUGUCUUUGAUGUGAAAAUGAUUAUUCAAAAAAUAGUACCGGCUCCUGAUAUGGAACAUGUAGACCGUAGCAUGGAUGAAUUACAAGAUCAACUUCGUAAAAUAAUUAAUCAAAAGAAGUACUUACUAGUCUUGGAUGAUGUGUGGAAUGAGGAUCCUCACAAAUGGGAUAGUUUAAAAGAUCUUUUAGUGGGUGGCGCUAAGGGAAGUAAAAUUGUAAUAACUACACGUGCGAGAUUGGUAGCAGAGAUUACAUGCCCAACUUCAAUAUACAGUCUUAAAGGUCUCAAUGAAGUACAGUCUUGGUUGUUAUUCAAGCAAAUAGCAUUUAGAAAAGGGCAAGGGCAAGGGACCAAUAAUCCUAGACUAGAAGAAAUUGGAAGGGAAAUUGUGCGCAAAUGUCAAGGGAUACCCCUUGCCAUAAAGUCUAUAGGAAAUGUAUUGCGCUUGGAGAAAACAGAGCAUAAAUGGUUAUAUGUCAACAAUAAUAUACUGGAAAGUGCAACUCAACAAAAAAAUGACAUUUUUCCAAUUCUAAAGUUGAGUUAUGAUUAUCUUCCAUCACAUUUAAAAAGUUGUUUUGCCUUUUGUUCCUUAUUUCCUAAAGAUUAUGAGAUCAAUAAGGUGACACUUGUACAACUAUGGAUAGCACAAGGUUUUAUCCGACCGUCAAACAAAAACCAAGAAUUAGAAGAUGUUGCAGAUGAGUAUUUCAAGGAUUUGCUUUGGAGGUCCUUUUUUGAAGAAGUGACAAAUGAAAAGGGAGAAUUAAAAUACAAGAUGCAUGAUUUAAUUCAUGAUCUUGCACAACUAGUUGCAAGGGCAGAGUGCACAAUAAUUACUUUGGAUCGAAACAAUUUUGAUGAAAAAACUCGUCAUGUGUCACUUCCAUUUUAUAUUGGCUCGUCUUUUAUUGAAACUUUAGGUUUGCUAGUUAGAGCAGAGAAGUUACGUACAUGUCUUCUAACAUUUAAACCUAAAAUUCCUUUGGGAGCGGGGUACCUAGAUGAAUCAAAGUUGAAUAAACUUUUUUUGAGUUUCAGAAAAUUGCGUGCAUUGGGUUUAUGUGGAGUGCAUAUUGAGAGAGUGCCAGAUUCUAUUGAAAAGUUAAUACAUCUUACUUACCUUGAUUUUUCUAAGAAUCCUCGUAUUGAAACUCUCCCUAAUGCUAUUUCUAGACUUUGGAAAUUGCAAACACUAAAAUUCAAUGAUUGUCAGAAGCUUAAAGAAUUACCUAGAGACAUUAGAUUUUUGGUUGGCCUCAGGCAUCUUGAGAAUAGCAGUUGUGACAGUUUGAGUCAUAUGCCUGAUGGAUUAGGGCAAAUGACAUGCCUUCAAACGUUAUCAUUAUUUGUUGUGAGAGACAACCAAGCUUCUACCUCUGGGCCCAUUAGUAGUGGGCUAGACGAAUUGAAUUCGCUAAACUCCCUGAGAGGAAAACUACAAAUCUCAAAUUUGAGAUGUUUGGAAGAUGUUUAUUCAGAACCCAAUGCUGCCAAUUUAAGGGCAAAACAAUAUCUUGACCGGUUGUCAUUAUUAUGGCAUGCAAAUGAUCAUUAUUUUUGUUCUGAUGACGACAACGAUGGUGAUGAGAAGUUAUUAGAAGGCCUCCAACCACACCAAAAUCUUAAAUUUUUGUCUGUGAAUGGUUACGGGGGUGUGAGAUUUUCAAGUUGGCUUUCGUUGCUCACAAAUCUGGUUGAUUUAUCUAUAACUGGUUGUAAGAGAUGUCAACAACUUCCACGAUUGUCUCAACUCCACUCUCUGGAACGUCUAUGGCUUCAUAAAAUGGAAGUUUUGGAGUACAUUUCAGAUGGUGAUAUAAAUGAGGAGGUUCCUACUUCAUCCUUCUUCCCAUCGCUAAAGUCAAUUUUUAUUCACAACUGCCCUAAACUGAAGGGAUGGUGGAGGAGCUCAUCAACAACAGAUCACCAACAACAUCCGCAUCACCAGUCACUGCCUUCAUUCCAUCAUCUUUCUGAUUUAUUUGUUUUAUAUUGCCCUAAUCUAAUUUCCCUGCCUCCAUUUCCGUAUCUUGAAGGAAGUCUACAAUUGCGUGAAGUCAGUUUGAAACCUUUACAACCGACAAUAGCGAUGACUUCUUCGCUUCCUUGUUCCUCCUCUUUCUUGUCCUCUCCUUUCUCCAAAUUAAAGUCUAUGGCUUUAUUUUCUAUAAAGGAUAUAGAGGCUCUACCAGAUAAUUGGAUGUCAAACCUGAGUUCUCUCAAGAGUCUACGCAUAAAAGGAGGCCCUAAGCUGAAAUCUCUAUCUCUAGCCGUGCCCCAUCUCACCUCACUCGAGAGAUUGGAUAUUCUUGAUUGUGAGCUGUUUGAUUCGAUUAAUGACAUGGGUGAUGAUGGCACCGAAUGGCAGCAUCUUAAAUGCCUCAGUUCUCUGAGUUACGCAAACGUUCCGAAUUUGAAGUCUAUUCCUUCCGGGCUUCAACACGUUACUGCUCUGCGAAAGCUUGAGAUUUCUAAUUGUCCCAAUUUGACGAUUUUCCCAGAGCUCACCUCAGUUGUAUACCUUCAUAUUUCAGACAGCCCCAACUUAACAUCAAUUCCCGAUGGGAUUAGUAAUCUCACGUCCCUUGAAGAACUUUGCAUUUUCAAUUGUCCAAAUCUCAAAUCACUUCCUGAUGAGAUGCUUUCUCUCAAGUCUUUACAACAGCUAAUAAUUGGAAAAUGUCCUGACUUAGAGAUAAGAUGUGAAAAGGGAAUUGGGGAAGAUUGGUUCAAAAUCGCUCACAUCCCUAUUUUCGAAAUUCGGGAUAACCUCUGGUACUUCUGACCUACCUCAAGAACACUAGGCCUCUCGGCCUCGACAAUGCCACUUGCAACAUAACCUCUGAUUUAAUUAGAUUAAUCAUCAAGUGAGUGUGGAUCAUCUAAAGAGUUUGAAGAUUUUUGUGGAAAAUAUGGUGAAGGAUCUACUGCUUGGAUGCUUUGAGGAUUUCGGAAACUGAUCUAGCUCAGAAUAUAGGCAAGCUUGGAAUAUUACAGAAACGAUUUGUUGUUUAUCCACAGCGAGUUGGUAUAGCAAUUAUCUAGCCACAACCGAAAAAUUAAGAGUUAUUGGAGUCCACCAAAGCGUUGAAUCCUUAAACAAACAAGAUUUCAAUAGUUUAUGUGUCUUCCGACCAUGCUGGUAAAAACGAAUAUAGAGCAACUAGCAAAAGUAAAUUGAGUUUGUCUUGACUAAACCAGGUAACUCACCUUUUACACAAAAGCCACCAAUAUUGUCUCUUAAAUCUAUGAAGUUGCUGCAUCAACAGUCAGAGCAGGGCUUGUGCUUUUGUGCAGUAGAGUGGAGAAAAAAGGAAUGUUGCCUCCUGCAUGCUAAAGAUCUAUCUUUGUGUCAUCAACAAGCAUUUUGAUGUUUGAGGCUAAGAUAUAUCACAUUCUUGGUCUGAAUCAUUUUCUCAAGUCAUUAAGUACAUUAUGAUGUAAAUUCUGUUUAUGGUGAGUUUCUCAGUUAUUGGAGUCUGUCUGCCAGAGCUUUGAAUCCUUAAACAAACAAGAUUUCAAUAGUUUAUUUGUCUUCUGACCAUGCUGGUAAAAACGAAUAUGGAGCAACUAGUAAAAGUAAAUUGGUAACUCACCUUUUACACAAAAGCCACCAAUAUUGUCUCUUAAAUCUAUGAAGUUGCUGCAUCAACAGUCAGAGCAGCGCAUGUGCUUUUGUGCAGUAGAGUGGAGAAAAAAAGGAAUGUUGCCUCCAGCAUGCUAAAGAUCUAUCUUUGUGUCAUCAACAAGCAUUUUGAUGAUUGAGGCUAAGAUAUAUCACAUUCUUGAUCUGAAUCAUUUUCUCAAGUCAUUAAGGACAUUAUAAUCCUCAGGUGGAUAUCAGAGAAUAUGGAUCUGUUACUGAUAAUCAACUUGCUACAUCAUUUCUCUUUAAGGAACAAGAUCUAUGGAUCUAUCAUAAUGAACAUUUUAGCUCAGAUUUUAUCUAGCAUUACUUAGGUGACCUGACUGAGCAACUGUCAGAAUCAUUCACACCUGAUAAUGCCAUCAGGUUUAGUCCAUGAUCAAUUUGACAACAAUUAAAUGGUUUCCAUUCCAAGGAAUCACUUUCCUUCUUUGG